Chara braunii is the source of this 789-nucleotide messenger RNA. NCBI's taxonomy places the organism in Eukaryota, Viridiplantae, Streptophyta, Charophyceae, Charales, Characeae. The record is from the annotation of a GenBank genome assembly.
CGGCAACAAGAAGAUCCAGACGAGCGCGAAUUCUUGAGGCAACUCAUCGCGGAAAAGAAGGAGGAGCAAAAUAGGAAAAGAGAGAUGGAGGAGAGGAGGAUAAUGGACGAGAAAAUUAGGCUCGAGAUUGAACGAAAUGCCGAAGCAUUGGAGGCUAGAGUGAUGUCCAAGAUUGGAAGACAAUAUUUGGUAGCUAGGGAUGAAGCAAGGAGGGAAGAAAUCAAAACGCCAGUUACACGCACUCCGAUGCGGGUGGAGAGAGAGGAAGAUUUUGGAGACUAUGCCAACAAGGGUUUGGAAGAGAUCGAUGACGAGAUCGCCAAACUCUAUGAGUUAAGGGAGCGAAAACGUAAAGGGAAGGAGUUCGCUGAUAUCAACAGACGCCCGUUCAAGCAGCCGGUGUUUCGGCAGUGCGGCGAGGAAGAGAUGCCGGCGGAAUCCUCUCGGAUGGGAGAAGAACGGACGCGUACCAAGAUCACUGCAGGAUCGGGUCCGGAAGGGGUGCUAGCCUAUGUGCAAGCUCAGAGGAAGAUCCUGAUGACGAAAAACAAAGACCAGCUGAAGGUGAUAUGCAGAAAUGAGGGUGUAAUUUACACCAGCAAGGCACCCACGAUCGAAAAGAUUAUUGAAGCACGGGCGAAGAUGGCAUAUAAGGGGUUUGUUUUCACACCGGUCGAGUCACCAGCCGGUAGCCCUGACCUGGAACAGACCCCAGCGAAGUGACUUCAGUCUUAUUCUCGUUUUCGGCUCUGGUCGAAUCUAUUGGAAUGUAUGCGACUCCGGAAUCAG